Helicoverpa armigera (cotton bollworm) is the source of this 3970-nucleotide messenger RNA. RefSeq names its product zinc finger protein on ecdysone puffs (gene Pep). Gene Ontology annotation, cellular component: nucleus. The transcript is spliced from 12 exons. NCBI's taxonomy places the organism in Eukaryota, Metazoa, Arthropoda, Insecta, Lepidoptera, Noctuidae. The record is from RefSeq and is a predicted model, not a curated record. The coding region runs from base 159 to 2090 and encodes 643 amino acids.
CGCUGCAGCGAGCGGCAUCGGUGGCCAUAUUUGUUGCAUUUGACGUUUUAUUAAUUUUCGGUGGUGGUCGUUGUUGCGUGUAAUUUGCAUUAUCCAUUCUUGUGAGUAGUAGAAGUGCUGUUAAAUUAUUUUAAUCGUUACAUUGCAUCUGUGUAACUAUGGCGAACCGUAGACCUCAAAGUAACAGCGGGCGUCGCAUGGAUUUCCAACGCAAUGAUCGCGGAAAGAACUUCGGGCGCAGCGGCGUCUCGCCAUGGCAGGGCGGCGGCCCCGGUGGUGGCUUGCCUAACCUGCUGCCUCUCUCGGGAGGCUCCACGGAAGCCACGCUCGCGCUCGCCAGCAACAUUAUCAACCUGCUGCAGCCGCGGCAGAACCCUGUCCCCUCGCUCCUCGACAUGCCUAUAAGACGGGACUUCGGUCCCAACAUGGGUCGGUAUGACCGCGGUUAUGGCCCUAGCAGGAUGGGCAAUCAAGGUAAUUUCCGGCGUACGGGAACUUACAAUCGCUCCGGUGAGCGUGUCAACAACAAUCGUAAACCGUAUAGGCCCAAUGAUGGGCAAAGGCAACAAAACAAGAGUUCCCCGAAAAAGGAGGCCGAUUCAAAGGCUAAACCUGUUAAGGAGAGCAAAGCUUCACGUACUGAGACGGAAGAGAACAACGAUGCUGACUCUACCGAUCAGAAGGAUAAGGAAAAGGGUGAGGACACGAAGAAGGAGACUCCUAAGACCCGUUACGAUGACAUCAACCCUCAGCUGCUGAAGUGUCAUAUCUGUAACAAGAGCAUGUGGGAUGGGAGGUCGUUUGAGAACCAUCUCAGUGGUCGGGCCCAUGCUAUCAUGAUGACGAAGACUGCGGAGAGCUAUGCGCUUACUGCUGAUACUAUGAGGCAGGAGUUUAAGAUCCGCGAAAUGAAACGCACCCGCAAAGCCGGUCAGCAGCCAGCCCGGGACUUCUACUGCGCCAUGUGUGACAUGUACGCAGCCGAUGGGGCCAUACAUCGCACCACCGUCGGCCAUCGCAAGCUCAAGAAGUACCUCCACCCGACCUGCACGUCCUGCCAUAAGGAGAUGCCGACCAGGAUCGAGCUGGAUGAGCAUCGGCUGACUGCGGAACAUUUGAGGAAUAUGCAGGAUAAGCAGGAGAUUAUUACGAAGCCAAAGCCUGAAGUGAUGGUGAUCUCAACCCUGAACAUGGAACAGCUGUACUUACGCGAGGACAGGCAGCGCCGUCGUCGCAACGAUGACAAGACUGACGAGAAGGAGCCCGAGGAUCAUGACGCUAAACAAGGAGACGGAGACAACCAGGAGGGAGCAGAGAAGAAGGAAGAUGGAGAGUCCAAACCGGAGGGCGAAGAGAAGAAACUGCACUCCAUUGACCAUGAGAACACCAUACUGGACUACAAGGAGGGUGAUGACCUCACUGGAACUACCCAGGAUAUGUUCCCGGCUUACAGUACUGAGCGUGGCGUCGGCGGUUCAUUCCUGUCGGAGUUCCGCUGCGUGCAGUGCAGCCUGUGCCGCAAGCUGCUGGACAGCGAGGAGACGGCGCAGGUCCACCUCCGCACCUGGAGGCACCACCAGCUCUUCACCCGCCUGCUGGCCGAGAAGAGCGGCACACAACUGCCAUACCCGUACCCGAUUACAGGAAAGUCGGGCAGUGACGGCAACAAGAGGGCGCAUAACUCUGAGGAUGCGGGCGAGGGAGACGCCAAGAGGCGCAAGACUGAUGAUCAGGAACAGAACGGACAUGAUGAUGCUGAUGACAAUGAUGUUAAAGAUGAGACUAUUGAGAAUAAUGGCGAGGAAUCUAAAGAUGGCGACACUGACGCUCCCAUAGCCGAUGACCUUGAAAACUGGGAGCAGACUGUCGAUGAGAUCCUUGAGGAUGAACACGAUACCUCUGGAAAUCAAGAAACAGAACAACAACCAGAGCCAGUUCCCGAAGAAGUUCCAGUAGAGGAACCGGUGAAGCCUGUUGAGAUUGAGAAGCCCAAGACUCCACCAGCAGUUACCGCCGUCGCUGAGGAGAAGCCACGAGGAUCCCCGCGCGGAAGAGGCCGUGGACGCGGCAGAGGACGUGGAAGAUAUUAAUUUUCUUGUGCAUAGUUAGCGCCAUAUAAGUUUGUGUGUGUGAAGUUAGCUGGUUAAGUCAUCAGGCAUACUCAGACGUACAGCAGGUUAGAGUCCAGUUACUGCCUUCUUAUCGUCCACUGCUGGGCUCAGACUUUCUCUCUCAUGGAGAAGGAUUGAGCGUUAAUCUCUUUGAAUAAGCAGUAAAAAAUCUUGUCAGAUCUCUUUACACAAAUAAACUACCUACUGCUUAAAAUUAUGUAUAGUUAUACUGCAUGAUAUCUUUUGAAAGGAAAGUGGAGUUUACUGUGGCUGCAGGGUGUCGGGGUCCUCCUUAUCUGGCGGGCCAGUACCUGUCGGGGGUGCGGAAGAAUGUUUCGGCAAUACCCGUGCCCUCGACAACAGGUAAUUGGAGGCAACACCAGAGUUUGACACACCCCAGUUCAGAUCUAACUAGAUAUUGGCUAACUUCAGAAUGGCACUAUUAUUUGGCGCGAACUUCACUUGUAUAGAUUAUACUGCUUUUUUAUGUCUCUACUAUGCAUGAAUAAUGUGUUAUUGUCAAUAUCGGGCUAACAAUAGCUCGAGCUAGAAACACAGACCCUUCUUACUUAUAGAACAAAUAUGGUUCUGGGUUAAAAUUUCGGCUCGUAUUUGUUGUCAACAUCAAAUUUUUCACUUUUUUAUCUUAAUAUUUUCAGAUAUUGUGUACUAAUUAAUUUCAAUGAGUUAAUUAAAAUAGAGCAGCAAUUUAGUGCUAGCUGGCUAGUGUGUAUUUAUACAAAAAAGCUCAGUAAAUUCUUGUAGUACAUGAUUGUCAAUUUUCAAACAAUACAUUUAUAAUCUUAAAUAAGUGUUAAUGAAAUAUUCAAAAGUAUGUUAAAUUAUUUAGAAAUACAAUAAGUUCUUUUUGUAAUUAUUCGUUUGACUUAUAAAUUCAAGAUUGAUUUGUCAAGAACUUAUUUUCGAGAAUGGGGUUGUUUUGAAUUUCCAUCGUUUAUUCCUAGCCGAUGUUAUACUGUGGCUUCAGUCAAAUAAAUAAUGAUAUACUACAUACUUGUGUUUAUCAGAUUUGUGUAACUUACACGAAAGUGGAUGAUAUUUUCAUUUUAUUGUCGAUUUUUCAAUCACCACAUAACUAUCUGAAGAAUAUUUUUGCUUUUGUAUAGAAAAUAUAUCAAACCGCUUUAGUUAUUCCUCAGAUAGAAGCUAACUGAUGAUUGAAAACUGGGCCCUUAUUAAUAGUUAAGGCAACAUAGUAUCUAGCUAGAAAUUUCUUAGAAUAUUAUCUCCAAGUUAGUUUUAUGUCAACUAGUAUAUUACCUUUGGGUAUAACAGAUUUGUAAAAACAUGUUUACUUGAAAAAGUUAAAAUAAGUACUGAAUCAUUAUAUUAAAUCUUUUAGGACUGAUUCUAAAUUAUUUAGCUAUAUUUACUAGGUAAUAGUUUUGUUUUACAUAUUGUAUGGUUUUUUUUUGUUUCUUCUAUCAUAAACUGAUUACAUGAUAAUCAAUUUUGAAUGUUCAUAAUAGCUGUUUUCAAGUUCAUACUUUCACCUACUGCUAGUGCACAAUUAUAAAAUUAAUAUAUUUCUAGCAUUCUAGGCAAAAAAACUAAUCAAGACUUGAUUGUAUCUCAAAAUUCUUUAGCAAUUGUAGGAAAUUAGAUAAAUAGGAUUUAGACUUGCUUAUUUCUAAUAGAAUUUUCUUAUUGCUUUUCCAAAUGCUUAUAUUAUAAAUUGGGUUCUUGUAAAUUUUGGAAUUGCAAGUUUGGUAGCAGUUCUACGUUAAUAGUAUUUUGUAAAUGUUCUAUUUGCAAUAUUGUUAUCCACCCUUUUUCUGAACUGUACUGUAAUGUGUAUUGCAACUCUUCCAAUAAAGAUAAUCAGUAAAUAUCAGAAA